Cryptomeria japonica (Japanese cedar) is the source of this 3933-nucleotide messenger RNA. Its product is annotated as L-type lectin-domain containing receptor kinase VIII.2. The coding region runs from base 1031 to 3151 and encodes 706 amino acids. Gene Ontology annotation, cellular component: plasma membrane. Gene Ontology annotation, biological process: protein phosphorylation. Gene Ontology annotation, molecular function: protein kinase activity; carbohydrate binding; ATP binding. Lineage: Eukaryota; Viridiplantae; Streptophyta; Pinopsida; Cupressales; Cupressaceae. The record is from RefSeq and is a predicted model, not a curated record. The transcript has a single exon.
GACCAUUCUUUCCCUUUUUGAUCUUAUAACCUACGUCUGAGAUCAACUUAGAUUCGAGAUGGGUAAUGACAGUUACUGACAUACUAAUAAUUACGCGUGAGGAAUCUAUGAAUGGACCCAUCCAUCCAAAUAAUUUUGCCCUGUUUGGAACUUUCAAACGGACAAAGCACAAGUUGGCGAGUGUACUGCCAUCACAGGGAAGAAAGGACCCACAUUUGUCCUUGGUCCGUUGAGAUGUAGGCGACCUUCAAUGUCCUAGCGAGAGGAGUAAAACGUUGGAUUUGUGGCAGCCACACAAGCAUCAUCACAGGCACAAUUGCAGGUGUUCUAACUCUGAACAAAGGUUGUCGUGUUGGAUGUAUUAGCAGAAGUUAUCCUCAUUCAAUUUCAUUUGAUCACUUGUUGACAACACCAUUAAAGACAAUAAUGAGGUCGGGGGUGAUGUGGCUUUCAUCAUUGCUCAAGAUGGUGCCAGGAAAGCAGUCGACUUAUUGGAGAAGUUAUCUGAAUUCUGUAUGAAUUGAGAAAAGUUUUUUUGAUUACGGAAUGUUUUUGUAUGGGCAGAGUUGCUCCCAAUUGCAUCAGCAUUUCUGAGAUUAAUCUUGCAGAGUUUUAGGACAAUUAGAUAUUAAAUAAUGUUGAUGGCAAGUAGUAGACAAAAGAGGUACACCGAUCUACAGAUAUAAUUGUUCUUGCUUAUGGUCUUUGGCAGCAGAACUAGGUUAUGUAUAUGAUUUAAUGCUUCUUGAAAUUGCUAGAUCAUGGAGAUUGACAAUAAGUAGUCUAAGAUGCUAGUAUGUUGAGAAUUAGUUCUAAAGAAAGCAUUACAGCAUACUGAACUGUUCAUAGACAUUCAUAGACAUGCACAGAGAAAGUGGGAUUAGAGUGAUUAAAGAUUGUGUGGUGAUUUGUAGCCAUUUGCUUAUUGGGUAAUGGUAGUCUAGAAUUUAGUAGGUCUGUAAAUACAGUACUGCAUCUAUCCAAUACUGCAAUCUGUAUUAGUACUUUUGUCUGUAAAACGGUUUCCUCAAUGGGUGUUCUAUUUGGGUUUCUGCGUCUCCUCAUGCUUUGCAUUGUAUCCUGGUGUAACAUCACAGUGGCUAGUAGUGGACCGGUGAAAUUGGGUCCUUCAAGCAAUGUCUCGAAAAAUCUUUACUUCCCUGAUUUUAGACUCAACAGCAAGGCAUAUAAUGACAUCAAGCUUCUCGGUAGUGCAAGCCUAGCAGAAGACUUGGGAAUCAUACAGAUCCCUGCUCCGCCUACUGAUCCAGAGGCCAAUAUAUCAUUUCAAGCAGGGAGAGCAAUCUUCUCAUCUCCGGUCCGCCUCUUCGAUCCAACAACCACUACACCUGCAUCUUUUCACACUACUUUCUCUUUCCAGAUAGACAGGACUGCAACAUCAAAAUCAGGAUCAGAUGCCAAUGGUCAAGGGGGCAGUGGACUCACAUUCAUUCUUGUUCCUGAUGAAGUGACUGUGGGUAGGCCUGGACCAUGGCUUGGAAUGCUAAAUGAUGCAUGUGAGGAAGAUUACAAGACCUUUGCUGUGGAAUUUGAUACGUAUAGAAAUGAAGAAUUUGGGGACCCAAAUGAUAAUCAUGUUGGAAUCAAUCUGGGAAGCAUAGUGUCUAAUACAACCAUAGAUGCUGCUGAUGCCGAUGUUUCAUUCAAAAAUGGAUCUGUAGUGAGAGCGUGGAUAAAUUAUGAUGGGAACAGAAAAUGGAUAGAUUUGAGCCUAGGCAAAGAGAAAGAUGACAAACCAUCCAAGACCGUUUAUGCAGCUCCUCUAGAUCUGUCAAGUUUUCUGACGGAGUACAUGUUUGUGGGGUUUUCUGCUUCUACAGGUCGCUUUACGCAAAUACAUAAUAUUCUAUCCUGGAAUUUCUCUUCCACAAGCAAGGCCUAUCUGCGUGUACCGACAGAAAAUGCCUGUGAGAGGAAAUUAUUUCUAUGGGGAAGGAGUCACAGGAAACCUCCUAGUGCCUUUCUGAUUUUCGUAGCAGUUGUAGUCCUGUGUUUGAUUGCUUUACUCAGUCUCUAUUGCAACAGGAAGCCCCCAGAAAAGCUCAAGACUGCAGCUUCUGCAUUGCCAGGAAAGAAGCAGAGGCCUAGGCCUCCACAUAAACCCCGGCGUUUCUCUAUGUCCGAGCUCUCUUUGGCCACAAGAUCAUUCAGUGAAGGAGAGAUUUUGGGUUAUGGUGAAAGGGGUAUUUUCUUCAAGGGAACCUUGCAGAAUGGCUCCCCUGUGGCCAUAAAAAGAUUUUCCCCUCCUGUAAUUCUCCAUGCAAAUCUUGAUAGAAGGAAAAUUCUCAAGGAAAUUGGGACUUUGAGUAGAUUAAGGCAUCCAAAUUUGGCGCCCAUCAGAGGUUGGUGUGUUGAAAACAAAGAAAUGGUAUUGGUUUAUGAAUACAUGUCUAAUGGGAGCCUUGAUAAAUGGCUAUUUGCUAGAGGUGUACUUCCUUCGGCUAGGAGAUUUAAGGUGGUUAAAGAUAUUGCCGAAGCCCUCUGCUUUUUACACCAUGGAUGGGAUAGAAGUUUAUUGCAUAAGAAUGUGAAAAUCAGCAAUGUGCUCCUUGACAUCACAUUCACAGCUGUCUUGGGAGAUUUUGGGCUCAUCCAUUCAAGUAAGAAUUGUCAGGAUACAAGCUCUAAUGGUAAGAGCCUAGUUAGUGCAUUAGAUGAAGUUGAUCAUGAGCAGAAUCUUCGGGCCCCAGAGAGCAGUUACCUAGAGAUUCCCAAUGAGAAAAUUGAUGUUUUUGGGUUUGGAGUGAUAGUGUUGGAGAUUUUAUCAGGCAGAAGAUCUCUGGAUCAGAAUCGCCCUAAGCAAGAAGUUGAUCUUGUUGCAUGGGCAUGGAAUCUGCAGGAAAAUGAGAAGCUGAUCCAGCUGGUUGAUCGUAGACUAGGGGUGACAUACAACCCAGAGCAGGCAAUUUGCUUGUCAAUCAUAGGUCUUCUGUGUACUCUGGAUGAUCCUAGGAUGAGACCUUCCAUGGAAGAAGUUAUUUGGUACAUUAAUGGGGAGAAGCCACUACCAACAUUGCCAUCGAGAAGACCUACAACAUGUUUUCUGUAUCCCAGUGCAACAGAACUCUGCAAUCUCUAUUCCUGCUCACCUCGUAAGAAAAUCAGUCUCUUUGGCAGUAGCAGAAAGUAGGUGUCAUGAUCACUUGCAUUUGGAUACUCCAAUGUCUGCAACUACUUUUUUCCUUCAUGUUACCCACUUCAUGCCUAAUUUCAAUUCAGAUUAACCCUAGGCUUAUUUUCCUUCGGAUCAGUAUGUUUGAAGAAAUCUAUCCUAGGCUUAUUUUCCUUCGGAUCAGUAUGUUUGAAGAAAUCUAUCCUGACCCUGUAUCCUGCAUUAUCAUAAUCAGUAUCCCAAACAAAUAGUCACAGUCAUGAUCCAAACAACAUAUCGAUCAUCUUCAUUAGCAACUCUACCAAUGUCAGUACCAAAAUCAAACUCUUUAUCCAUGAGUUUUUCUCUUCCAUCUAUUUCUCAGGUAGCAAGAUCCCAAAUGGACAUGAAUGGCCUACUUAUUCUAUCCACUAUGGAGACACUCGUUUCAUGACUCUGAAAAAUUGUUACCUUGUUUGCACAACAGAUGGGAGAUAUUUCAGAGCUUGAAAAAGCAAUCCAGAUUAAAACGUUGAACCCACAAUAUGUAUGCCACAGAAUGUUAUUAAAGUAUAUGUGGUCAAUAGUUGAGUAGUUUUCUGCCUCGUUACAUUUGGGGGAAUCUAAAUCUUUGUAAUCCUUCUGAGGCUGAUGAAUUUUAGCUAAAAGAUAGAAUAUUGUCUGUGUGAUCUCUAUUCUCUUCCAAAUGCUCCAUAAGCCUUGGAGCUUAAAUAUAUUUUAUGUCCCAAUACUCAUCGUUCAUAACGUUAUACUAUUUUAAUAAGAGCAUAGAUCAUGUGUCAUGCUUUUGAAAGAUGAUA